UUUUGCUGGUUGAAAAUAUAAACAAACUGCUGUCAAACCUGGUCAAACCAUCAGUGAAAAAAUAGUAGCAAAACCAAAUUGCCGUUCCAAAAAUGGAUUGUGAAGUCGCAGCUCAGAGAUACCGCGAGAAAGUUGCUAUGUGCUACGGGGUGAAUCCGUCAGCAUUGCAAACGAAACCUCAGGAAGUGCCUUUAACAGUAACGUUCGCCAUCUAUCAAUUCCUGGUAGUUGACCCCAAUCCGUUUACGGGAGCCCCCAAGAACUGUGCCAAAGGAAUGGAUGCAAUUUUUUAUUACAAAAAUGGCUGGGUGAAAAGCGUCUCAGGCAAGAAGAUCCAAGAUAUUUUUGUAGUGCAUGGAAUUGUGCGACAUUCGUUUGCUCUCAACGAGAAGCCGCUCACGCCGUGGAUUUUAAUCAAUAAGUCCGGAAAGAUACUUGCGGCACACUGCAAUUGUGCAAUUGGUCUUCUGGAAGCUUGCAGCCACGUCGGAGCAACGCUUUUUGCCCUAGAAGGGAUUCGAACAUCGAUAAUCGAGAAGAAGAUGUCUGUUACAGACUUGCCGGCGUACUGGAAAAAGCCACCUGCAAGUAUCAAUGUCAAUCUUUAUAAAAAAGUACGUGAUAUUGAUUUUGGGAGACAGAUACAGAGAGACUACUUUACCAGCAAUUCCUCUUCAUCAAACAUCGACAAUCGUUGCCGCGAUCUUUUAAACACACUGCAGAAUGAUGGUUUGAAUGUUGUUGCCAGCAGCCUGUUUUGCGGAGAAGAGAACUUUAGGUGCAGCGAAUGCUCGUAUGAAGAUGGACUGAGAGAUGAACUUAAAGAUUACAACUAUCAACUAUUGUAUGAUCCAUCAAAUAUAAAUUCGAUAGCUGAUUUAAAAGCACGGGCGUCCGAGUUUGUUCGAAAUCUCCCGAAGGAACCAUUUUUUUUGAAGCGGAUCAACACCCUCACCAUCGAUCAAUCUAAUUCCAAGUGGUGGAAUAUAUUCAGGAGUGGGCGUAUCACAGCAUCUAAUUUGAAAGAUUGUAAAAGCAUUUUCGACAGCAGCUACAAGGUAUGGCAAAAAGAAUGA
Aedes aegypti (yellow fever mosquito) is the source of this 1076-nucleotide messenger RNA. RefSeq lists its product as uncharacterized. The transcript has 4 exons. NCBI's taxonomy places the organism in Eukaryota, Metazoa, Arthropoda, Insecta, Diptera, Culicidae. The record is from RefSeq and is a predicted model, not a curated record. The coding region runs from base 93 to 1076 and encodes 327 amino acids.